AUCCCGCCAGUUGGUGUCACAACAAGACAAGGGAGCGCUGAGCAGGGCGCUCCUCGAGUGGCGGGCGUGGGCGAGUGAGCGCUGCUGCUUGCAGGGAAGGGACAGCCUGGGGGCAGACUGCCCCAGCACAGAGGAGGAGCCGCUGUACCCUCGCCUGGGCUGGCCCAGGGCCGGCCUCCCUCUCCGGCUCGCGGGGCACCGGCACUAGCUCGCGGAGCGCGGUGGAGAUAUGAAGUCCCGGGAAGACGCGCUGAGCCGGGGAGCACGGGGAGACGCCUCCACUUGCUGUUUCGCGAGCCGAGCGGGCCUGGAAGCUCGCGGAGCUGGGAGGGGGUUCUGAGCAGACUGCAGGAGCUGCUGCUUUUGCUGUUCAGUGCGCUGGCUGGCUGGGCGCCUGCUGUGCAGAACCCAGGAAAGUUUAGAAGCAUAGUCGCCUCUGCUAGGAACCGUUUCACCCAGCAAGAUGAGUCGAUGGCUUGCCUGCACCUCUGCGUACCUUAACACUGACUGGAACAAGUAUGAUGACCGGCUGAUGAAGGCCGUGGAGCGGGGCGAAGCAGACAAGGUCUCGUCCGCGCUCGGCAAGAAGGGGAUCGUUCCCACCAAGCUGGAUGUGGAGGGCCGAUCCGCGUUCCAUCUCGCUGCCUCCAAGGGGUACCUGGAUUGUCUGAAUCUCCUUUUGGGCCACAGUCUUGACAUCACUGCAGCUGAUGCCACAGGUAAAAAUGCCUUACAUCUGGCUGCAAGAAAUGGGCACUCAUUGUGUGUACAGAAACUGCUGCAGCACAAUUGCCCAGUCGAGAAUGUGGACCUCCAGGGGAGGACAGCUUUGCAUGAUGCAGUGAUGGCUGGCUGUUCCUCCAGUGUCAAGCUGCUGUGUGAUAGUGGGGCUUCUGUAAAUGCUAAAGAUUUUGACGGCCGGACGCCUCUCGUUCUCGCCACCCAGAUGUGCCAUCCCUCCAUUUGCCAGCUGCUGCUGGAGCGCGGGGCAGACAUCGGCAUCCGAGACAAGCAGAACAAGACUGCCCUGAUCCUGGGCUGCGAGUACGCCUGCAAGGACGCGGUGGAGGUCCUGCUGAAGAGAGGCGCCGACGUGACCGCCGGCGAUGUGUUCGGGCAUGACAGCUAUCACUACGCCCGGCUCAGCAAGGACGCCGAGCUGGUGACUCUCGUCAAGGAGGCUCUUGACAAGGUUGUUAGAGCGAAGGAAGCCGCAAAGAUAGAACAGAUGUUUCAUCAGUCAGUGGAGCACAUGACUGUUGAGGCUGAAGUAAAUGUUCGGGACCAGAUUAUUCAAGGCUUGGAGAAGGAAAAGAAAGACCUAAAGGACACAUUAAGAAAGUUUCAGCAAGACCAGAAGACUCUGCUGGAGAAAGUCAGUGGACUGCAACAGCAGCUUGAACAGGAGAAGAAAACAGUGGAAGAUCUUUGGAAAGAAAGGGAACAACUGAAGCUGGUGGCGAAAGGAAAGGAGAAGGAGGAGAAUGUGAAGGCCGUGGAGACUGUGAAGGUCCAGCUGUGGAAAAAUGUGGGCGACUAUUCUGGUCAGUCCGUCAUUAAAGGGAAAGAUCCCAAGCUUGUGAAACAGUCUCACAGCUUUGAUUCUGCACAGAUCCUGCAGCCUUCCUCUCCGACCCGGUCUGUGUCCAGACCGCUGGAGUUGUCUCUGCCGGGGCCGGCGUUCUCCAGCGAGAGCGAGGCGCUCAGGAAGGACAUCGAAGUGCUGCGGAAGAGGCACGAUGCCGCGGCGGAGGAGAAUGCACGCCUGCAGAGCCAGCUGGCCAGCAAGAGCCUGGAGUGCCGGGAGCUGGCGGAGAGCUGCGAGGCCACCAGGCGGGACUCGGACAGACAGGUGCGCGAGAUGGAGGAGGCCCUGAGUGACGUGCAGAAGAGGAUGGUGGAUUCAGAGGCCAAGGUGAAGCAGCUGCAGGCCCACGUGGUCGCCGUCAGGGAGCACCUCAGUAGCCAGAUGGUGGAGGAGCUGAGGGGGCAGCUGCAGGAGGUGAAGGGGAAGUACGAGGGGGCUUCGGCCGAGGUGGGGCGGGUCAGGAACCACCUGAAGCAGAGCGAGAAGGCCCUGGAGGAGUACAAGCAAAGUGAAGGGAGGCUGGCGGAGGACGUGGAGAGGCUGACGAGGGAGCUGAGCAAGUUGAGGAAGGAGAGGGAGGAGGCGGCCGUCAGGCUGAUGGACGCGGAAGGUCGCAUGAAGGAGAUGGAGGCCAGGCUGGCCUCGGCCGUGCCGGCGGAGAGGUUUGACAACAUGAAGAACCUCCUGACGAAUGCGGUGGACGAGAAGGAGAAGCAGGCGUCGGAGCUAAGAGAGGACUACGAGAGAGUGCUGGAGGAGGCGACGGAGCUCCAGAGGGAGCUAGAGGUGCACAGAGCCGAGGCAGCGAGGCGUGUGCCUCGGGAGGAGCACGAGAGGCUGAAGGCAGCCCAGGAGGAGCAGACUGCCAGCCUCGAGAGGAAGCUGUCAGAGGUCACUGCAAAGAGCCAGACGCUGAUCAAAGAGAUCAAAAAGAGCCAGCAGGUGAAUGAGCAACUGAGAGAGCAGGUGCAGGAUUUAAACAGUAAGAUUCAAGCUGAGUACGUCCCACUGAAGUCGCACGAGGAAGUGAAGAGGUCCCUGGACUGCACUGUCGAGGAGCUUAGCAACAGCCUGGCAGGAGCAGAGCGGAAGAUCAAGCAGACUGAAGCACAAAUGCAGACGCUUCAAACAGAAAAAGACACUGUGUGCGAGAAAAUAACUCACUUACAGGCCCGGUAUGUCCCGCCAGAGAAGUUUGAGGAGGAAGUGAGCAUGCUGUCGUCUCUUAACAAAAAUCUGACGCAAGAGCUUGAGGAGUUUCGGAGGAAAUACCAGGAAAAAGAGCAGCAGCUGGAGAAAAUGAUGUCCGAGAAUGUGUCCAUGAAAAGGAGAGUGCAGGAGGAGUUUGUGCCAAAGGGAAUGUACGAAGAAAGCAAAAGCAAGUUAGGCAGUGAAUUGGAGAAGGCUAACGGCGAGAUUUCCAGGUUGGUAAAGGAAUGCAAAGAUGCUCAAGAGGAAUUAAAGCAAGUGAAAGAAGGAAAUGUGAUGUUGACAGAGAAGCUACAGGUCAUUCAGACACAGUUGGAAAAGGAAUACAUUAGCCUCAGAGAUCACGAAGCCAUAAAGAACUCGCUUAAAAGCACCGUAUCUGAACUUGAGUGCAAGAACAAGGAGGCUGCGUGUAUUUAUCAGUCUGCCCAGGAGGAAACGUUAAGGCUGCAUAAAGAACUUGAAGAGCAGAAGAAAGAAUUAGAUACAAUACAGGAAGCUAUUCAUUCCAAGUUUGUUCCAAUAUCUGUCAUUGAGGAAAAAGAAAAAACUUUCAAUGCAACAGUUAAGGACAUGAAAAAGCAUUUAGCAGAGCUGCAGGAAAGGUACAGUCAGGCUAAAAUGGAAGGAGAACACUCUAAACAUGAGAAUGAGAAGCUGAAAGUAGAGAUGGUCUCUGUGCAGCAGAAUGUUGAAACGUGCUAUGUAACCAGUGAGAAAUGCCAAGAGAUUGAACUUGCAUAUAAGGAAAAACUGCAGGGGCUAACCCAUCAGCUUAGAGAUUUUGAACAGCAGUACAAAGAUGUGACGCUACAAAAGAAAGAGCUGGAAGAGCAGAAUGCCCAGUGCAACCUGGAGAUUCAGAAACUGCAGCGGCAAAUGGAAACGGACUUCAUCCUUGUGGAGCGGUUUGAGGCCAUGCAGCAGUCGGUCAACAGCAGGAUUCGGCAAGCUGAGGAAGAGUGUGCGAGAGCGAAAGAGGCGCACAGGCAGGAACUGGAGAAAGUCGCCAUGCUGGAGAGGGAGCUGCGGAGUCAGAGAGCCAACGCGAUGCUUCUCACAGAGCACGUCCAAGUGAAAGAGGCCUUGGAGAGGGAGGUGACCGAACUGAAAAGAGCUCUGGAAGAGGAGGAAAAGAAGAACUCGGAACACACGGAGGAAAUUGCCUCCCUGCAGGUUAGACUCCUCAACACUGCCAAAGCGGUGGAGGACUUCAGAGCAGAGGGGUCUGAGGAGCUGCUGGGGCUGCAGUCCGAGAAGCGCAGGCUCGAGGCCGAGGUCGUCAGCCUGGGCCACCGCUUGUCCGGCCUCGCUGAGAAGUACGAGGAGCUGUCCCGUGAGGCAGCACGGGCCCAAGAAGCAGAGUCAAACGCAAGGACCGAGAACCAGCGGCUCCAGGAGAGAGGGCACUCCAUCGAGACUGAGAUUAAAGAGCUGAAGGAGAGGUAUGACAAGUCUUUGUCCACCAUUGGAGAUCUGCAGAAGAGAAUACAAACAUCCUCAGAGCAGACAGAAGCCAAAGACAAGAAGAUCACGGAGCUGCUGAAUGAUGCAGAGAGACUGAAGCAGGCCCUGAACAGCCUGGCCAUGCGGCCCUACACCGCCAACAUGCCCACCAAGAGGCAGACACAGCAGGUUGACACACUCCAGGCGCAGAUCAAAAGCCUACAGCAACAGCUGGCUGAUGCUGAAAGGCGGCACAGGGAAGUGGUUUCUAUUUAUCGGACACACCUCCUCAGCGCGGCCCAGGGCCACAUGGACGAGGACGUGCAAGCUGCCCUGCUCCAGAUCAUCCGAAUGAGGCAGGAGUUUGUGUGCUAGUCGUCAGCCGAAGACCCGCGAGUCCGGGCGCCCUGGUGCCGCUGAACCUCCAUGACGUCGGUGACCGCGGCCCUCGCAUGCCUCUUCUUCCUGGAUGAGAAAAGAACACUUUCGAUUUCGAUGGCAGUGCCAAGGGAGGACCCUUGGGGGCUCUUGACGUAGGGUUCAGCUGCUAACCCAGGCGAACAACUCGAGCCCAGCCCCCAGCGGCUUGCCCAUGCCGUCGUCACCAGUCUCCCAGGUACAGGAGCUGAGUUUGCAUCGGGCCUCUGUUGAGAAACAUCCAAUCAAAAGCAAACCUUUGUGCAGAAACCCGUGGAAUUUCACAUCCUUGCAGUUCCUUGGAAUUAUAUGUAUUCUACAGCAGAUCAAAUUAUGGGGAAAGAAAGAGUAAAUUGUCUUCUCCUAAGGUGCCCAUCGCACCUCCUGGAGGUUCUUCUUCUCCAGUGGGAGAGCUGUAAUUCCCAAUAUUGUUCACAUCUCCUUGAAGACCUUUUGUAACCCUGGGCCACACAUGUGUCAGGGUUGGCAAUGUCUUUUCCCCAGACUAAAGAGACAUUUUUUUUCCCAAAUACCAUUUUUAGGAUGUUGGUUUGCUCCCUACGAAACCAGCUGUGUGAUUAACUUCAUCUCCAUAAUGCAAUACAGCAUUUGUGCUUGUAUGCAAAAUAUUAGAAGGACAAUAAUUAAUACUGAACUAUGCAGUUUUUAGGUCGAAGUGUGUGACAGUCAUAGGACAGUGCAGAAAAUGGUAAAACAAUAACUAAGGUACAUUAUCAGAAAGAGGCUGCUAUUUGUGGAGAAAGUCAGUUCUAACCUAGGUUUAGUAGUGAUAUUUUUAAAACAUUUUUUCAGCUGUUGUUCAAAUGUCAUAAUAACUGACAUAAUAAUAACUACAAAAAUAAAGAUGACCAAUUAAUGGUCAUCUAGGCAGUCCUGUCUGAAUGUACAUAUUGGAAAAAACCUGAGGGAGUCUUUUUUACCAAACUAAUUUUAAAACAUUAAAUUGCAGUUUGUCAGGUCAGGCUUCAUAUGCAUUACAUGUUUCAGACUGGUAACGCAGUGGCAAACUCAAUUCAGUUACGAAAUGGAAUAAUUCCCAUUUAUAUAAUAUUGUAUUCCUUGAUGCUUUUCCGCAGCAUUAAAUCCAAUAUGGCCUAAAUAGUAAAAACGCUGGCUCAUGGUUGAUAUGUUUUAAAAACUAUAGCAUUUAAACUAACUGUUCAUAUAUAUUUAUUGAGAAACUAUAUAAUAUAGGUAGUAAAAGUGAUUUGAUUCAGUUUAAGUAUUUAAACUGAGUAUUUAGGUUUAUUUAAAUACUCAGUUUACUGAGUAUUUAAACUGAGUAUUUAAGUUUAGGUGAAAUCAGCCAACGCUGACUUUGGAGAUUACUUUCCUGGAAUUGCCUUCCUGAAACGUGUUUGACCUUCUCACUCCUCUGCAAAAGCAGUGGAAUGUUCGCUAAGAAAUGUAUAGAAUUGGACGGUAUGGAAAACAUUCUGCUUUCCCAUAUAAACUGAAAUAGAAAUGAUCAUUUCUGAGGCCAGGGAUCAACUCCUAAAGCAGUUUUAUGUUUUAAACUAGUCAGAAUGAAGUCAAUUCUUAAAGCAAAGCAAAAAGGUCAGAAAUGGCUAGCAUUUCCUACUGUGAAACAUUACAAAUCCACCCGAGCUCCUUAAUUUGUUUUUACAAUGCAGUCCAGGGUGCAUCUAUUAUUGGCAUGUUUAAUGCUAUUCCUCAAGGAAUUCUGCUAAUGCUUCAGCCAAAUAAACACCUCUUUGUGUGUGUUCAGCAGACGUAUUAAGAGGCAAAGGCUGUGGACUGCGGGAUGUCAUUGCACUGAACUGGGGCAAUGAGUGACAGGCUCUAUGCAAACCCAAACCGUGCGGACUUUCACCAGUUAUCCUGCAUCAGGCUGGCCGAUUGUGAUGCUGUAGGGCCCUCGCGUCUUCAGUUCUUCUUUCCAUCUUGACCCAUAAACUAAUUUGGCUCAUUAUUGGCUUAACUGGACCAAUCUAGCCGCUUCUCCCAGCUCUGAUGCUUUACAUAGGUCUGGAAAGCCCACAGAAGCGUGGGCCCUCAGGGUUCUGAGCUAGACCUGUGUGUCUUCCAUGGUUGUAUGUGUCUUCCAUGUCUUGUCUGCUGGUUUGGGUUUCAUCGUGCGCUGCCUCCAGGAGCUCUGCCCACAGUCCUCUGAAGUCUAGCCAGUUCUUCCCUUCAGGUUCUGCAGGUUACGUGCUAGGUGUAGGUUGCCAUGUUUGAGGAGUGUGUUUCAGUGAGAAAGGUGGGCCAGAUUUCAUCCCAGCAACCACCGUGCUGCCUUACAAUGUCCUGUCAUGGACACCACUGGGAGGAAACUGGCUCCUGUCUUGUGAUUUGGCAGGCCAAGUCACCCUGUAAUUUAACUAGAUAAAAGAACUGUAUCUUUUUAUUUGUGGUUAAAAAUAGGAAAUUGGAGUUCCAACAAAACCUUUUUUUGCCUUACAGAUAUAUUUUUUCAGUAAUAGCUUUGUUAUACUUUGAUUAAGCACUAUGUAUUGUGAUAUUCAGCAGGACUGGAACAGAAUAGUGUAACACUUGUUCUAUUCAACGUUUAUCUUGUCACAAGGAGAACAUUAUGUACGUCCCCUAUUUAUACCGAUAUUCCCAGCAAAACAGGUCACCCUCAUUGACCAGAUGUGAAACAACUCUAAUAACUGGUACUAGACUGAGGUUGAUGAAGAAAUCAAGAUAGCUAAACACCUAUCUGCAAUAUUAUCCUAUUGUAUUAAUUGCUAAGAAAUUGUUUUUUUUUUAAAUCUCCUUAGCUUGGUUUGAACGUGGAGCUACUUUAUUAAUUUGAGGCAUAUUUUUUCCUUUGCUCUCCAAUAAAAUUCAUUUUCAAAAUCUC
Molecule: messenger RNA, 7508 nt
Organism: Lepisosteus oculatus (spotted gar)
Lineage: Eukaryota; Metazoa; Chordata; Actinopteri; Semionotiformes; Lepisosteidae
Source: RefSeq, a predicted model, not a curated record